Molecule: messenger RNA, 576 nt
Organism: Lactuca saligna
Lineage: Eukaryota; Viridiplantae; Streptophyta; Magnoliopsida; Asterales; Asteraceae
Source: the annotation of a GenBank genome assembly
AUGUUUAACUCUUGGAUUGGUAAAUUGCACUAUAAGCCCGUGCUUGAUCUCCUUGAUGCAAUUAAGGAAAAGAUUAUGAAACGGUUUGAUAAGAAAAGAAAUUUGGUGAAUACAUGGAAUGUCACUUUGGUUCCUAUUGCUAAAAACCAUCUCAAUGACAUCACUAAGGGCCGGCCAUGUGUACAUGCAGCGGAUUUUAUUGCUUAUAUAAGGGAUGCUAACUGGGACAAAUAUGUUGAUCCAUAUUUCACUAUAGAGAACUUUAAAGUCGCAUAUGCUUUUCAAAUUGAUCCGAUGCCCGGACAGGAUCAAUGGGCGCAAAAGAAUGGACAGAAAAUAUAUCCACCUAUUAUCAAACGCCCACCUGGACGACCAAGAAAAAAUAUAAUAAAAUCAUCGGAUGAGUCUAAAAGAAGACACAAGUGUCCGCGAUUUGGAGAUUAUGGACACCGUGAAAGGACAUGUCAAAAUCCAGCAUCUCAAAGUUUCGAUCAAAGUGAAACAUCCACAUCUAAAAGGUCACGCGGAAAGGAUACAAAAUCGCAUGGUGGUUCGGGAGUUUCGGGUUCUACAUGA